Molecule: messenger RNA, 914 nt
Organism: Anthonomus grandis grandis
Lineage: Eukaryota; Metazoa; Arthropoda; Insecta; Coleoptera; Curculionidae
Gene: Sod2
Product: superoxide dismutase [Mn], mitochondrial
Exons: 4
Coding region: 131-778 (215 amino acids)
Biological process (GO): superoxide metabolic process
Cellular component (GO): mitochondrion
Molecular function (GO): metal ion binding; superoxide dismutase activity
Source: RefSeq, a predicted model, not a curated record
UUGACAUUUGACAUACUGUCAAAAAAUAUUCCCAUCAUGAAAUUGAAAAUUUGCCUUUUGAUACCUAUUUCGUAACAUUUUUUGUUUUAUUAAUUAACCGGCCCACCGGUGGUGUAUCUAUUCCCGCAUAAUGUUCCCUGUAAGACAAAUUACCACGGCAUUAGCCAGGGGUGCUAGAUCAAAACAUACCUUACCCGAUUUACCAUAUGACUAUGCAGCUCUGGAACCCGUUAUAUCCAGAGAAAUCAUGAACCUGCACCAUACUAAACAUCAUCAGACCUAUGUGAACAAUUUGAAUGCUGCCGAAGAGAAAUUAAAGCUUGCUGUAGAGAAAGGAGAUAUCACCACCCAAAUUUCUUUAGCUCCAGCAAUCAGAUUCAACGGUGGCGGUCACGUGAAUCACGCCAUCUUUUGGCACAAUUUAACCCCUUGCGACACCAAACCUAGCGCCCCACUUUGUACCGCCAUUAACAACUCAUUCGGAAGCAUGGAAAACAUGAAACAGCAGCUGUCCGCUGCUGCCGUUGCUAUACAAGGCUCUGGCUGGGGUUGGCUUGGAUUCGAACCUCAUACUGGUUUGUUACGCAUAGCCUCUUGCGCCAAUCAAGAUCCCCUUCAAGGCACCACCGGUCUCAUUCCAUUGCUCGGCAUUGAUGUCUGGGAACAUGCCUAUUAUUUGCAAUAUAAAAAUGUUAGGGCUGACUAUGUUAAAGCUAUUUUCGAUAUAAUAAACUGGGAGGAUGUUAGUGAAAGAUAUAAAAAGGCUAGUGGAUGUUAAAUGUUUGAUAUAAUAAAGCGUUCGUUGCAGUUAAGUUCUCAUUAGUUUUAGGAUGUUUUUUUUUAUAAUAUUUUGUUGCAAGAUUUGUGUCGCUUAAAAGUAAUUUGAUUAAAGGUAAAUAUAGUCUUUUGAUUUA